UUUCUACAGUAGUUUUUUACUUUGGUGGAGUUUUCUGGCGCUGGGAGCGAAAAUUUGCUUUUGAACGACAGACCUCAUUUAUGUACAUGCGCAAUGUCUAACAGUUUAUAUUUUGUGAAAGGUAUGAGAAAGUACCAAAGCGAUGUUGGGGGAGUUGUGCGAUUCGAGUUUAAAUAUCGUGAAGUGUCGAUUCGCCCAUAGCUAACUUCAUUAAAAAUAUGACAUAAAACUGCACAUAGGCUUUAGGAACGAUAAUCUGAAUCAUUCAUUCGGAAACCGAUCCUAACAAACACAUCAGGACAAUAUAGAUUUGUAUUUAUAUUUUAUAGAACUGAUUAUACAUUCAAUGACAAAGGUGUUUGCCCUAGGCGAAAGCUAUGAUAUUUGUGCGUAGUGUUAGCGUCGAAAUUGCGUCGCGGUGCGUAGUGAGUAUAAUUGCAUUUUUCAAUGUACAUAGUUCGAAUCAGGAUAACGCGGCAAGUUUAUAGGUCAGUUUGCAGAAAAUGUUCUCUAGUUGUUCUUAAGAUGCUCCGAAUUGAUUUUCGGAUGUAGAUAUCAGUAUGCAAAGAUGAUUACGAUGGUAAUUUGUAGCAUAUAGUAUCCUGGUUACAAUUCAGGGGUAAAAGCUGGAAUGAUCAUUAUUUCCUUUGUACUAUGACUUUCAAGAAAGUCAACAUAUUUAUAAUGCUUCUCUAUUUAAACCAGGACGCAAAAUCUGAAAGGUCCCAUGAUAGUUUACUUUUUUUGACAUCAUUCAAACUUCAAUCAUAUUAGGAAGGUGGAAAUGAAAAGGAAAGUUUAUUGUGAAAUGGUAUGGUGUCCGUCUAAACUCCGUAUGAAUAUACCACCAGAUUAUCAACGUUAGUGUAGUUUUUAUGCCAUAUCCAUUUGCAAACGUUUACUGUCAAACAAUUAGAAUUUGUCUGCUUUGCUGACCUAGAAAAUGUGUUGAAACGCGUAGGUAGCCUAACUUAAAUCGCUAUAUCAGAAAACGCAAAUUAUCGUCCAACCUAAUCGAAAUGAAAACAAGUAGUCGAAAUGCAUGAAUAAGUAUCAGAAACUUAAUUCAUGUUUCCUGGGUCAAUAUGUGAAGAAUUAUGUGCCGACGCUACUGUGGAAGCGUUAGUGAAGUGAAUCAAUUUUAUACUUCGUAAUCAAGUUUUUAGAAAAAUAAUACUUAGUUGCAAAUGCCGACUGCUAAUUCAUUCUGGAAAAAUGUUAUAGCAAUGUUAAUAUGGCAUCCUACUCCCAAAACAGCGGUGAUAACAACUCACUUGAUGACAAUCGUUUUAACUCUAUGAAUAAUGAUUCCAUCACUCAGUUAGUUACAAUCCAGUUCAAUAUUUUUACCAAAUUGUCAGCGUUCGACGUAGAGAGAAACGAUCAAAAGUGUUUGCAUCAUACAAAACAAAAAUUGUGGUUUCCAGUCGUCAGUUUUCUAUCAUCGCUCUCCUACAAUAGCACCAGGUGUAUUAAGGUAGUUGCCCUCCAAUAUAAUAUUCCAUUAUUAUUUGACGAUGGCAAUUGGAGGAACAUUGCGAAGUAUUCGAAAUACCGCAUCAUUCGGUCUAGAUCAGAAAAAGAUAUACAUGAUGAUCACCAUUUCAUAGAGAAUUCGAAUCGCUCAUUGACUUUUGAUCUACGGAAAUAUUGUUUUAAAUUUAACGAUUCCAUUAAAUGGAAAUUCUUACGAGAUAAUUCCGAAUUUUCACAAUGGAGCCCACAACAGGAAGCCGCUUUUGAAAAUACGAAACGAAGUACUUUCAAUAGCUGUGCUUGUUCGACCGAAAACGAUAUUAAAUACUCUGCAAAUCUUGAAGGAAGAUUGUCUACAAAGUUGAAAAAAAUAUCUACAAAGUUGAGUGCAGAUUAUGAAUGCAUUGUAUCGAAAUAUAUAAAAAGGAAGGGAACUGUCGAUCAAUUCAAAGGAGCUUUUAGCACUAUAAAGUUACUUGUGAAAAUUAUAUUAUUUGCUCUAGGUUUAUUUUGUACAGUUUCAAAACGAGAGGCUCUAGUUGCGAAAAUCAAUUAUAAUUACUGCAAUAAUCGUAGUGAUAUUAGCCAGGCGGAUUUACUAACAAUAGGAUCAAUUCGGAAUAUGGAGGAGAAAAAGUUACGUAAGAGUAGAGUAGAAAUUUUUCGGUCCGUUGAAAGUAGUAAAGGAAAUAUUUCAAGCUCUGCAUCAGAUGAACAUCUCGCAUCAGUCAACAUUAAAUUUAAUGACGUUGAUACUAAGCUAUUGCGCCCACAUUCGUUGACGCAAACGAAUCAAGUGCAGGUUAUUGGUGAUGAGUUACAAUCCGUAGAAAAUCAUUAUGACGAUUACAGAUCGCCGACUUUUGUAUUGCCACCAAUACAAUAUCCUCUACUACAAACUUCAUCAACAGUAAAAAAGUGUUUAACAUCUUUCAAUCGCGGUCGUUCACAUUCACCACGUAAAGUGCAUAAAUAUUGUGAUAACUUUGAGGAAAGUAUUUCUGGGGGAGAGUGUUCCUCUCCAACAACAGUUCCGGAUUCGGCUGUGGCCACCUCUACUCUAAUGAAUAGCCGUGCGAAUAGUAAAGCAUGUCUUAAGGAAAGUCGACCUAACGAUGACAAGGAAAAUGAGUCACCAAAAAUCACCGAUUUGAUGAGUUCACCGAAAAUGAAAAUUUGUGAACAAAUACUUUUCGAGCAGAAUUCUCCAAAGCACCUAGAUUCAAACAAAUCACGUUUCUCAUUUCCUCCGAAGCAAAUUUAUAGCGAAGAUGUAUUAAGCAAUGUUUCAUCAUUGCCUCUGAUAAAUGCAGUUUCGGAACAAAUAAACUCAUGUGAUACUUGCACCAUUGCAACAAACUCAGCUAGCCCUUUACUCUCGUCAGCAGUUUAUAAACAUGGGAAUUACUUCAAAUUCCCUGAAGUCGAUUAUAUCACUUCAGAUAUUUUACCGAAUACGUCGAAAACGUUUGCAUCGUCCGAUAUUACAUCAGAACGAGCAAAGGCAGCAAUUGUAACUGACUCGAUGGUAACUGAAACUGCAUCCUCUUCGGCAAUACUAAGAAAUACCUUCGGUAGUCAGCCUUCUCGGCGGGUUAGGCUAAAAUCAAUAUCUUUAGACUCCGAUGGAGCGCGUCUAGUUGAGGAUAAUUUGGGGAUACCCGUCGAAGAACUGAUUCAAUACUCCAAUGAAACGACAUCUGAUAGAAAUGGGUCUUCAAACUCGACCAUGUAUCAAAGCCAAUUAAACAACAUUGAAAAGAGUGGAGAAAAUACCAAUUUGUUCGACACUCCGGAAGCUUCACUAAAUGACGCAUUCGUGGAAACCCAAGAUGUGCCAAUAUCAAUACCAAAAGUCACUCCUCCCACCCUCAGUCAAAGUUGUCGUAAAAAUAGAAACAACUUGAAAAUAAAUGUUGAAAGUAACGAUAGUUGCUUUAGGAGCAGCUAUGAAAACGGAAUACCGGCGGUAAAAGUGCCUACACCAAAAACGCCAACUCUUACGCAAACCAAGCAAAAGGCAGUUUCUUUAGACUCUUCAGAUGCAAACAAUAUUGUAUGCUACUGCACGGGACCCUCACAAAUACGUUCACAGCAUCAUCUUCAUCAACAGCAAUCAUUAAACUCGAGGUCUGCACACCAUUUAUCGUCGAUAUCUGUUCCAACCACACCGAAACGUAACGUAAAUCCAAACAAAAAAAAGAUUGGUAAUAAAGUAGCAUUUUAUAAAUCCGCUGGUCCACCCAAGAUGUUAUCACAUCACCAGUCUACCAUCAAUCCUGUCCUUAUGGGUUUCGAUGCCAAAAUGCAUCAGUGCAAUUCAAUACCAGAUGAAGAACAUUCGAUGCGAAUCGCUAUUGAUAUUGAUGACAAUUACGGUGAAUGUGCUACUGAACUGGAUGAUGAUCACUUUGAGAAUUUCUAUUUGGGUGAAAUAGAGGAUGAGGUAGUUGUACUGGCGGAAGGUAACAAAUUACCCUACAUCGACGAAAAUGAAAUAAAGAGACGAAUCAAAAGCGGCGGGGAAGCGUCGGAAUCUGAAGCACCAAACAAAUCAUAUGAUUAUUUGCUUCUAGGCUCGAAUUUACAGUCACAAAAAUUCGGAAUGUUGAGUUUGUCAAAUAACAAUUUGGAAACAUUGCCUGAAGUGAUGACUAUUACAGAUUUUGAUAAUUCCACACAGGUUGAGUUGCCUAAACUACAAAAUUCCACUCAACUCCAUCAGCAGGAGCGAAAUUCUCAGCAAAAUGAUGAAAUGAAACGAAAUAACUUAACAAAACCCCACCCGUCUGCACGGAGCAAUAUACUACAACGUCGUGGUUCUAACCAAAGUCUAACAAUAAAUUUGAAUGGCUCUUUAGGGAACUUGACUAAAUAUAUGAGCGCAUCGAAUUACAGUUUGGGAAGUUAUACCGGCUCAAAUUAUAAUUUAAAUAAUUGUCCGCAACAUCAUCUGAGUAUGUACUGUCAAAUACCAUCGAAUACGUCGUCUACACAGUCAGUAAUGACUCAUGGUUAUUGCAAUAGCCAAAUGAAUAUCUUACACCCUAAUAGCUCCUCUCCGGUUCAGCAGCAAUCCGGUUUCGAGACAGAUCUAUCUUCAACUGAUGGGUGUCCCAACAAAAAGAAUUUACUUCAGCGGCGCGGUUCAAAUACUAGUCUAACUUUAAACAUAAAAACAUCAAAUCAAGCCAAUCUCAGCCGCUUUAGCAGUCAUAGUUCGCUAAAUAUAUCAUCGAACUUAGCUAAGUACAAACAAUCGACUCAGUCCAUAUAUGGACAUCAUCAGUCCCAGCCACAAUGCCACCAAUAUUACCAAUCGCAAUCACAUCGCCAGCAAUCAAUGGGCAAGAAGGGUUUAUUGGAACGACGAAACUCCAACGCAAGCCUGACACUGAAUAUACAUAAUAAUGGUUUGAGUAACUCUAGCCACAACCUCCGAUCUUCUGCAUGUAGUCUCAGUAACAUAACAAAUAUGUCUAUAGAAUGUUACGAAACAAACACAGAACGUUCAAAUAGUAAUAAUAUCCUUGAUGAAACAAACAAUCAAAUAAGAUCUUCCAUCCUACCAUCUGCGCCAAGGCAGCAAAGAAAAUUCCUUAGCUCAGAGAAUCUCAAUACUAUGAUAUCACAAUGUAAUAAGUUGAAUCAAACUCAUAUACGAAAUUCAACUAAAACAUGCUUCGGUUCUGUAUCUGAUCUAAAACCAAAUAUAAUUAACGGCAAUGAGAAUAUUACAAAAGAUAAUAUCGAGCGAGGCUCUGAAGUAGGAGUUAGACAAUUUGAACAAUCCGAUUUAUGUUCUUGCACUGGUGUUCGGAAUAUUACUACUAAACCGCUGUCGCCACAAUCAACAUCAGAAGAUUUUAAGAUGUAUCUCGCAAAUAUACAACUACUUCAGAAUGCUACAAACGUUCUCACUGAAGAACAUUUACGUAAACUACAUUUCAUUUUCAAAGAAAACUAUGAAAUGUCAAAGCGAAAAAAUAGCAAAGAUGAAGCAAUGUUAGGUUUAUUAUCGGACCAUAUUGACCGAGGACAUGAAACAAAGACCCAGACACAAUACAAGCAUCAAAUUUGUUCAAAGCUUACUCAGUUUCAUAUCACAUUGCCAAAUGAUAAUGAAAAGAAACAAUUGUUGCGGUCCUUGCAUGAAGAAUUUUGGGAUCUUCCGACAAAUCAUCAGGAAAAGCCGCUGGUAUUUGGUUCACAAUCGAAGAAUAGAUAUAAAACCAUUUUGCCGAAUGAACAUUCCCGCGUACUCUUGGAAUCUGAACUAGGAAGCUUGCAUGAGCCUUAUAUAAAUGCCAAUUUUAUAAAGGGCCCCGACUACACCAAAAAUUCCUACAUAGUUACGCAAGGACCGCUACCUAAUACUAUGUACGACUACUGGUUAAUGGUUCAACAGAACAUAGUGAAAUACCAGCAAAAACAUUGUCAACCGGAGGCAAAUAGUGAUACACAAGCUAGAGAUAUAAGGAAAACGUCUAUGAAACCCAUCAGCGCUUGCUCUCAACAAAUGGUUAUGCUUACUAAUUUUGUUGAAAGUAAUCAACAAAAGUGCUCCAUAUAUUUUCCGAUUGAAACCAAUGAAAUUAUUUUCAUUACCGACUCUAAUGAAAAAUUUGAAAACGAUCGGUUGGCCGCAUUGUAUAAAAUUUAUUUGAACACAGUCUCGACUGACUCACAUGCCCUCAGUAGAUGCGAGUUCCAAAUCGAGCUUACUGAUGAGAGUAUUGAAUGUAAUCCAUUCUCCGAGCAGCCGAUCAAAGUUGAAGAAAUACCGAGAAAAAAUUAUUUUUUGAUCAGUAACUGUGGUUUACGAAUGAAGGACGGGUUCUCAAUACGAAAAUUUAUUUGUCUUUAUAUAGUUACCGACAAAAGUCAGAAAGCCAAUACUCCUUCUUACAAAGCUAUAAAGCAAACGUUAUGUCGAUUCACCUGCUAUCAUUAUUGGUUUCCCGAUUGGCCUGACCAUCACUCCCCAGAAGAUGUUGGCCUCUUACUCGAUAUGAGUUUACAUUUAUUAGAUUCCUGUUGCGAUAAUGAAUUCGGGCGAGAUGAUGGCUGUAGCUUCCAAAAAGAACAAAAGUCCAACAGUAUCUUUGAACCUAUAUUGGGGGUAAAUAAUGAUAUUGAGCCCUUACCGAUAAUUCAUUGUUCUGCAGGUAUUGGAAGGACUGGAUGCUUAGCAGCAAUUUUAAACGGAGUCAGGCAAAUUCGAACUUCUAUAUUGCUCGCCUUGAAGCCAUGGAAUUGCCAAUUAACAAGUCACUCCGUUGCUGUGAUGAGAGCAAGCAAAAAUUAUAUAAAUGUUGACGUACUUGGUAUCGUAUGCAAUCUACGUUUACAGCGUGGUGGAAUGGUUCAAAACUCCGAACAAUAUGAAUUGAUUCAUAAAGCCUUAUGUUUGUAUCAAGCGCGAAUAGAUGCAGAACUGCUCAGUUGGGAUGAAAGUAUAUAAAAGAGAAUGCUGAAUCUACGUAUGUAUAUGCUAGGGUGAGACCAAAAAUAGUACGAAAUCUAGACUUCAAAUAGUAAUUGCCGAUGUACAAAAUAUUAUUCAUUAAUUGCUCAAAAUAAUGAGUGUUUGGAAUUAGCUGAAAUGUGGAAUAACAUGAGAUUUGAGAAAUUUCAUUAGGCUGUGUUUUUUUUUCGAUUUUAUUUCAUUUGAGUUCCUAUCAUCACUUUUAUAUCCACUAUUUUUUGUAUGCCGUGAGUGCGCAUUCUUAUAUUAGAAAAAAGUAGGCAUCGUAAAGUAGUUACAUAUUUAAUAAGCUCAACGUUAUAGAUUAAAAACUAUGGUGUAUAGAAUUAAGGAUAACUUCUGUCAAAAGUACUUAUUAGCUGUUGGAUGUAAUGAGACUUAUUUUUCCUUUAAUUUUAUACAAACUGACGGUUGCGAAAUUGAUAAGUACGCAGCUUCAAUAUGAUAAAUUUCGCUUUAUUUUGAGUAUCCUCAAUAGGAUAUUUGCGGAUAUUAAACACAUAUACAUAGAUAUUCAAAGUUAUAUGGAUGCAGAAAUAUAAUUAUUUCAUAGUUGCGUUAAUUUCACCGGCAUUUGCGUUAUAUUAGAAUUGCUCUUGGAUUGGAAAUUACACCGAAAUGUAUGUAAGGUUGCUCCCAAUUACUGUUUUUUUUUCACUUAUAUUCAUUUCAAGCUGGUUACGUAUCCAUGUAAGCAGGUCACGGAAAACUAUCAACUUUACAAUUCGUUCCGGCUAUUUUCGCUAUAUGAAAACUAACGGUUUUUGUACGAGCUGUUCCAUGCAAUGUGAAUUUAGUAUUUGAAAAACUAUUGAAGUGUCUUAGAAAUUUGUGGAAAGGGAGGUGGAUCAAGUUCGAAAUGGAACUUUCGCUUCAUGCUUAAAAUUCACCAGCCGCAUAUUUGGUUCCAUGGUACUGAUGACUAGCAUACAUAUAAUAAAUACUAAUGUGUUCGAAGAAAACAUAUGGGGCUCAAAUUGUAGAAGAUCACUUUGAAAUUAAAUUUAAAAUAUUCAAAAAAUAAAAUUGUUUAUACUUAGCGCAUGGAUUUUAUGGAGUUUUGUGCCUACGCGAAAAUAAUUUGCUUUGUAACAUGUAUUACACAUAUUGCCCAAUAACCUUUCUGAAUCAUAUGAAGGGCUUGUAUUCAGUAUCUAACAUCUUUAUCAGUCUUUUAAAGAGUUUGCAGUUCCACAAAAGUUUUUUCUCAGUUCUUUCCAUGCAUUUAAUUUUAUGUUCUUAUUGAACCCUGUAUCAUACUUUGAUAUUCAUCCAUCUAGCGGAUAUCGAUGUGCCGUUUAUACACAAGCAUUUUUUAUUAUUAUUUUGUCUACUUUUUUUUUGGGGUGACUUUACCUGGAAAAUGCAUUGUAUGAAACGUCAAAACUAUUUUAUUUGGACCAAUGAUUUUGAAAAUAAAAUUUCCUUUUUUUAUUAAAGAGCAAACAACAAUUUUUAUAUUCUGCAUAUACAAUCUUGAUUGUAUAUUUUACAUAUACAAUCUUAAUCGUAAAACGCACUGAAGAAGGAAGUAUCUGCCUCCCGAAAAUCGAUGUAUGCAAAUAGAAUUAAUGCAUAGUUAUAUCCAAUACGAGAACGGAAUUAGUUUCUCAUGAAUGAGUCUUGUCUGAUAUAGAUCAGUUAUUUUAAAGAAUAGCACCAUAUUUUCGAUAUAUACAUUAUGAUAUACUAACCAAGUUAAAAGAUUAAGGUCUUGACAUUCGAAACAGUUUUUGCUAUACAAAAACUUGUGUAAUUUUUAUUUUAAGUAAAUAAGUGAAAGUUAGGUAACUAUUGGAAUAUUUUUCUUUAAAGAAUCACUGAAUAUUCUCAAUAGAGUUGUAACGACUUCAUGGAGAAUCAUAUUAUUGUUGACUAUAUUCUCGGAAGUGAUCGAAUAUGGAAGUACUAGAAAACACCAAUUUCAAAUUUAAGUGUGACACGCAAUUGAUGCUUAAAAUUAUAUAUAUAUAUAUACAUAUAUUUAUAAGUGUUUCGAUAUAAAAGCAAAUACACUAUAUUUGAGCGAAAACGCAAUUAAGAAAACGAGGUCUUUUAUUCUAACAAUAAUUUAAGUCCAUGAGAAAUAAUUGCAGUUUGCAGUACACUAUUGAAAUAUAUACACAUACAUUGCCUUGGGAAUCAUCUUUGCGUUGUUGAGCGAUUCAACACCACCAUGAUCAUCAUCUGUAAUGCAGAAUAAAAUAGAAUUAAAGAACGCUGGCCAUCAUUAGAAAAACGCAGUGCUCUGUUCAGGCGAUUCCAAAUGUGAGUAGUUUGAGUGAACACCUUUAAAGGGAAGGAAGUAGUCAUGUCCUGUCGAACCUCCUUACAUUUUUAACUUAAUACUUACUCAGACAGAACAAACAUAUCUGUGUAAACUAGUAGGAGAAUGUCUGCUUAACGGGAAUUUACAUUUAAUCAGUGAGAGUCUCAAAAGAU
Molecule: messenger RNA, 9406 nt
Organism: Hermetia illucens (black soldier fly)
Lineage: Eukaryota; Metazoa; Arthropoda; Insecta; Diptera; Stratiomyidae
Gene: PTP-ER
Exons: 5
Coding region: 1235-6940 (1901 amino acids)
Biological process (GO): protein dephosphorylation
Molecular function (GO): protein tyrosine phosphatase activity
Source: RefSeq, a predicted model, not a curated record